AUGGAGGUUAACGCAUGCAAUAUUCAAGUUCUUCUGCAAGCUGCCGAAUAUUUGGACCGAAGAGAGAGAGAAGCAGAACAUGGUUAUGCGUCCGUACUACCACACUAUAGCAGAGGGGUAGUCGAUAAACGAAGCAAACAUAAAGCCAAGAAGAAUUCUCCUGGGAACAGCAGGUCAAUUCACAAUGAAUUGGAAAAACACAGGCGGGCUCAGCUGAGGCAUUACCUGGAGCAGUUAAAGCAGCAGGUUCCUCUGUCUUCUGACUCAGUGAGAAAUACCACACUUAACCUACUGAGACAGGCACAAUUACACAUUAAGAACUUACAGGAGCAGGAUGAGAGAGCUGAGCUCCUAAAGGAUCAGUUGCGUUGGGAACAGAGGGAGCUACGUGUUCGACUGGAGCAGUUGCAGGGAACUGAGAGGAUGCGGAAUGACAGUCUAGGCUCUACCAUGUCUUCUGAGAAGUCUGAUUCAGACAGAGAGGAUGUUGAGGUUGAUGUUGAGAGCAUGGUUUGGACUCUGGAGUCAGAUGGCCUAGGCACAGCACAAGCUGAGGUAGACCACAGUUACUCUACCCCUGACCGAGCCUGGUUAUGA
Molecule: messenger RNA, 597 nt
Organism: Chanos chanos (milkfish)
Lineage: Eukaryota; Metazoa; Chordata; Actinopteri; Gonorynchiformes; Chanidae
Gene: mxd3
Product: MAX dimerization protein 3
Exons: 6
Coding region: 1-597 (198 amino acids)
Biological process (GO): regulation of transcription by RNA polymerase II
Molecular function (GO): RNA polymerase II cis-regulatory region sequence-specific DNA binding; DNA-binding transcription factor activity, RNA polymerase II-specific; protein dimerization activity
Source: RefSeq, a predicted model, not a curated record